Molecule: messenger RNA, 528 nt
Organism: Didymodactylos carnosus
Lineage: Eukaryota; Metazoa; Rotifera; Eurotatoria; Philodinida; Philodinidae
Source: the annotation of a GenBank genome assembly
AUGAUAAAUGUUGACCGUGUUGCCAUCGGCAACAAUACUGAACAAUCAUUAUGGCUAAUUACCUGUGCAAUAAAUGAAAUAAAAAGAAAACAACGAUUUCAAAUUCAGAACGCUGUUGUUGGUGGUAUUUGUUCUUGUUAUAAAAAACCAGGUCGCGCAAUCAUGCAGAUUUUACUGAAACCAAUUAUUAAUCAAUUAUUAUUACUUGGAGAACAACAACAUUUAUUUCAAAUCAAAGUAGUCAAGAAUGAAUAUAAAUUGAUCCGCGAAACGGUGUUGUCAGAUUCAAAUGACCAGAUAGCACAGAAUAAAUCAUUGCCAACCGACAAAAAAUCAAGAAAAGAUACACAUAAAAUUCGCGUUUUUCCGAUGAAUGAAGACAGUCAAAUUCAGUUACGUUCAACAGCACGAUGUCAAUUAAUCCUCAAUAAACUGUCAAAACUAAAACAUAAUAAACAAUGUUUAGAUGAUGAAAAAGAAUCAAAUUUACGAUUAGGCUAUUCUGGCAAAUGCAGUUUGACAGAUUGA